AACUGAGCAUUGAGCAUAGCCAGGCUUGGACGCAGUGCCAUUUAUUGCACUUCAUAGUAGAUAAUAACACUGGGACAUGAUAAAGGGAGAAUACUUUUCAGUCUACAGAUGACAUAAGCAAAUUUCAUCUUAUCCAAUCCUCACAGGCCUCUUGUGGCUGGCUCCUUUUCCACCAGUCUCAGAUGAGAAAACCAAAUUCCACAGAACUUUACUGCCCAAGGUCACAAGACACUCACAGGGUGGACUAGAACCCAAAACUGAUGCUUUUUCUCCUAAAGUAGGUAAAGUGCAUGAUGCUCCCCUCAAAAUACCAUGCAAAGAAGUAUUGAUUUAAAAAGAUUUCAUGUUGGAGCACCUGGGUGGCUCAGUUGGUUAAGUGUCUGACUCUUGAUUUUGGCUCAGGUCAUGAUCUCACAGUUCGUGGGAUUGAGCCCUGUGUUGGGCUCUGUGUUGACAGCAUGGAGCCUGCUGGGGAUUAUUUCUCUCCUUCUCUCUCUCUCUGCCUUCCCCCUCCACCUCCGCUUGUGCUCUGUCUCUCAAAAUAAAUACAUAAACUUAAAAAAAAGUUUCAUGUAGAUCCAAUGAAUGAUUCACACAGCUAAGGUUUAUUUUCCCAUAGGUUAUCCUCAAAAAGAGAGCUUGAAAAAUACUGAAUUUGUAUCAAGUUCAAAUCAAGAAGAGCAUUUGGCUAAACUAUUUGAUGAAAUUCUACAGCAAGUGUUUUCCAAUGUUCCAUAUGAGGAAACAAGAACAGCAGGCAAAUCAGUUACAAAGAGAGACAAGAGAAAAGGAGCCAGUGUUGCUGGGUAUUCUACUGAACCAAGAUUUCUCCUUGGCAGCAUGGAUAGAGUGUCCACUAAUGGUCACGUUUCAGAGAAGAGGAAUAGAAAAUCCUUUCUAUUCAGCAGGGAUAUAAAUGAGCAAUUUAGUACUGAAGAUAAUGAAACACUUCCAGAAGCAGUGAGGACAGAUACACAAAAUAAGGAUGUACCAUGCGCGCAGCUUCUGGACUUCCUCCAGAGGAACAUCAUCAUUGCUGCUGCCUCGGUGGCGGGAAUCCUCGUGGUCACAGUGUUGUUGUUGCUGGUGUUGACUGCAUGCAUCAGGAGGAAAAAGCCAUUAUAUCCUCCAGCAAACAUGACAUAUAAUAUUUUUAUACUGAAUGGGAAGACUUGGUGGCAAAAGUAUCAAGAAAAGAACCCCAGAAAACAAAAGGGAAAACAGAAACAGUUGAAGUCCAAGUCCUGCGUCUAAGCCAGGUGGUGGGGCCACCAAACCAGGACUUAAUGCUGCAAUGCCAGGCAGUUCUCAAUCCAAACACCAUGGAGAGGCAUUUGGAUUUCUGGCUGUGAGAUGUGCUCUGCAAAAUGCUUACCUUCUCGUCUCAAUUUUGAAUGGACCAAGAAACAAAUGUUCACCACAGGAUGCUCACAGUGUGGUAUGGCACUAAUGGCUAGUGCGGGAGACUUAGCACAUUUGCCCAAAGACAAACCCUUUCAAGCUAUGGAUGUAUUUAUUUAUUAAAGCAUUGAUUCUCUGAUUCAGCCAUUCAUUGAACAGAUAUUAAUUGAACACCAAAUACGUAGACAAUAUCAAAAUACAUGAGGCAAGCAAAGAUAUUGGAAGCAGGCCUGGUCCUCGCCGGUUUCUGAGGACAGGGCAGGCAGCCGGCUGAAGCUCUUCGGUAGUGGAUUGAGGCCUCUACACUCUGAUUGCUAACGGGGUCCAGGGGGGAGAGGGGUUGGGGGGGCGGCACCUGGUGUUGCAGGAGUGAGGCUGCCAGUGUAGCUCAGGCAACCUAUGUUGGCAGGCGAGGUCAGGAGAGAGGGGAUGAUCUCAUGGUUCGUGGGUUUGAGACCCACAUCAAUCUCUGUGCUGACAGCAUGGAGCCUCUCUCUCUUCCUCUCUCUCUGCUUCUCCCCUG
Molecule: messenger RNA, 1924 nt
Organism: Panthera uncia (snow leopard)
Lineage: Eukaryota; Metazoa; Chordata; Mammalia; Carnivora; Felidae
Gene: CA3H2orf92
Product: chromosome A3 C2orf92 homolog
Exons: 6
Coding region: 586-1254 (222 amino acids)
Source: RefSeq, a predicted model, not a curated record